Cyprinodon variegatus (sheepshead minnow) is the source of this 9995-nucleotide messenger RNA. RefSeq names its product latent transforming growth factor beta binding protein 2 (gene ltbp2). NCBI's taxonomy places the organism in Eukaryota, Metazoa, Chordata, Actinopteri, Cyprinodontiformes, Cyprinodontidae. Bases 298 to 6315 code for a protein of 2005 amino acids. The record is from RefSeq and is a predicted model, not a curated record. Gene Ontology annotation, molecular function: calcium ion binding; microfibril binding. Gene Ontology annotation, biological process: supramolecular fiber organization. The transcript is spliced from 41 exons.
UUUUUUUAUAAAUAAACCAAAGCAGAUGGAAUAAUGUUUGCCUAGAUUUUUUUUUUGCUCUCUCUGCAUCGGAAGAGAAUAUUAUAUAUAAAUAUAUGUUUUUUUUCUACUUUAGAUGCUUAUUUUACAACCUGAAUGAGUGUUACCUGGGCAUUAUGAAAAGUUAUCCUGGUGUUUUUCACUGCUGGGAGAGGAUGCUUGUUCUUUAAAAAAAAUUGCAAAGAUUUUAUUGGUCCUGCAUUAAAACUGUAACUCGAUCUGCUUCUAUUUUGCGCGCUUCUUUCAAAACUGGCUGAAAUGGAGCGCACCGGAUUAGCUGUUUUAAUGAUUUUCACUGUUGCGCUCAUGCGAGUGAGCGAUGGUGACCAAGAGGUAACAGGUGGGAGGACCGGAGCCAGCCAGGUGGUCCCAAACCAGCAGAUCAAUCAGAGGAACUCUUCCAAAGCACCCUUGGAUCCUGGAACCAGUGAAGGGGAACAUAGGAGCUCGUCCGCAGCUGAAGCCCUGGUCUCCACGCCGCACCACAGGGCGCAGCGCACCGCCAGACACCCACAGAGGAGCAGAGUGAACCGUAGGCAAAACAGCAAGCCCGGCUCUUCCAGCUCAAGGCGACUGGCUGGCCCAAAUGUCUGUGGAGGUCACCAGUGCUGCUCUGGUUGGGCAGUGGCUCCAGGAACCAACCGAUGCAUAAAACCCGACUGCCAGCCCCCCUGUCAGAACCGCGGCUCCUGCAGCCGACCGCAUACCUGUGUGUGCCGCUCAGGCUUCCAGGGGCCCCGCUGUGAGGAGGUGGCCCCCGAGCAGGUGUACAUUCGUGAGCGAGGCGCUUUGAGGCGUAUUCAGCCUGGCACCAAACCUUUCCAGAGAGACCUACCACAGAAAAGGCCCUCAGAGAGGCAGGUUGCUGACACCAUCAAGGUACAGACCCCGCGACCAGUGACCACCAAGCAGCCUGCGACUCAAGCAAGAAGAGGGUCCACAUACUCCUCUCAUCAGCAAACUGGGACCUCCCGUACUGUCAAGCGUUAUCCCUCAUCCUCUGAGCCCAUAACCUCCAAUGCCCUGCCCAGCGGCAACGGCUUUGCUAACAGCCAUGGUAGUGAGAACAGACACAGGUAUCCCCACAGAAACGGACAAAGCAAUACACCGUCCCUCAAUGCUCAGAGACCUUCCAGCGACGGCCAUAUGCAGGGACAGUUCAACAAUGUCUUACAUCCAACUGGGGCGAAUCUCACUUCCAACUUGGAUCGUAUUAAGAUUGUCUUCACACCUAUGGUUUGCCGGAGAGUGUGCAGCGGCGGACGGUGCUAUAACAGCUGUCAGAGGGGAGAUGUCACCACUGUAUACAGCGAGAACACGCCACAGCAGCAGCAGCCAAAGAACCAAGGCUACAGACUCUUUUUCUGUCAAAUCCCCUGCAUGAAUGGAGGCAAAUGCAUUGGAAGGAACCUGUGUUCGUGUCCAACAAACUCAACAGGGAAGUUUUGUCACCUGUCGGUACCACCACCUCCCAGACCCACUCCUCACAUCCACAAACAUACGGGACACCAGGGAGUGAAAUCGCCUUCCCAUUCCACAUACACUUUGCCAUUAUCCAAUCAGCAAGUGUCUCUCCACCCAUCCUUGGUAAACGUCCACAUUCAGCAUCCGCCAGAAGCUGAGGUCCACAUUCACCAAGUAGCCCGAGUCCAGCAUGGACAGAGACCAGCUAUCACUGAGGGGGCUCACUCUGUCCAACAGCGCUCCCAGCCUGGAAAUGGACAUGAACACACAAAGGAACAGAACGGCAGACUAACGCUCAGCAAUGGUCACUCGAACGGUCACAGUACGACUCCUAUCCUGCAAAAUGGAAACAUUGGAAGAUGCUUUCAGGAAACAGUGGAUGGACAGUGUGGCAAACCUCUGCCAGGGCUAACCAAACAGGAUGACUGCUGUGGAAGUGUGGGUGCCUCCUGGGGUCUGAACAAGUGCCAGAAGUGUCCAACCAAACCAGCAUAUGCAGUAAUUGCGAAUGGUCAAGUUGAAUGUCCCCAAGGGUUUAAAAGGAUGAAUGUCACCCACUGUCAAGACAUCAAUGAGUGCCUGUUACCAGGGAUAUGUAAGAAUGCUGAAUGUCUCAACACCAGAGGAAGCUACAGGUGCACAUGUAAACCAGGUUUUAUGUUAGAUGCCGCCAGGAGCCACUGCGUCUCUGACAAGGCAGUGUCUGACCGCAGGGCCUCAUGCUACCGAUCGGUCUCAUCUGGAAUCUGCUCUCUGCCUCUUGUUAAUCACAUAACCAAGCAGAUAUGCUGCUGCAGCCGCGUUGGCAAGGCCUGGGGUGAUGGAUGUGAGCGGUGUCCUUUGCCUGGUUCAGACCACUUCAAGGAGAUCUGCCCAGCUGGUCAUGGAUACACAUACUCACGCUCAGAUGUGCAGAUUUCUCUCAGGCAGCUGGAAGAUGUCGAGCUCCAGAGAACAGGAGUGACUCUAGAGGACGGGUAUUCUGAGUUCCCAUCCUCCCAGCCCUCACGACACAACAACUAUCCCCAAUCACCCCAAAUACCCCAGUACCCAGAGAAUCCUCAAAUACCUCAGUACCCCGAGACACCUCGAAUACCUCAGUACCCUGAGACACCACAGUAUCCUGCAGAAUCAGGUCGACAACCACAUCGACUACCAGCAGAUGUGGAAAUUCUGAUGCCGCCAGCUGUUGUGACCGACUCACCACCUUACAAUCCAGAGACCUCUCCAGACUCCCUUGGCUUCAACUUGAGACCAGGUUUAAAAGAAACAAGCCCCCGGGUUUCCGUCACUGGCAUUAACAAAUGUACUACUUCUCCAAGUAUAUGUGGCCAAGGAAAAUGUGUUCCUGUGCAGUCUGGAUAUACUUGCGACUGUGAGGCAGGAUUCAAGCUCAAUUCACUGCAGAACAGUUGCAUUGAUGUAAAUGAGUGUGAAACGGACCCGUGCGAGGGGAAAGGCCGCUGUAUAAACAGCUAUGGUUCCUACACGUGUCAGUGCUACAGCGGCUACAGCCAGGUGAUAACCCAGAACAGGAAGUUCUGUCAAGACAUCAACGAGUGCAGCAUGGCCAAGAAGUGCCAGAACGGCCAGUGCAUCAACACUGAAGGAUCUUAUACCUGCGAGUGCAACAGCGGCUACGCCAAGUCAUGGAGGGACCUAUGUGAAGAUAUAGAUGAAUGCAGAGAUCCAAGCUCCUGUCCCAAUGGAAUCUGCGUCAACACUCCUGGCUCCUUCCAGUGCCAGGUCUGCGGCCUGGGCUUCAGGCCCAUCGGUGGGAGAUGUGUGGAUGUCAAUGAGUGCCUGAACCAAACCAUAUGCGGUCGCGGUCGGUGUGUCAACACAGAGGGAUCCUAUAUAUGCAACUGUUUCUACGGCUACACGCUCUCGCCAGAAAAUGUUUGUCAAGAUGUGGAUGAAUGUGGGCUACUGGGAGUCUGUAUGAACGGCCGCUGUGUCAAUUUGGACGGCACCCAUGAGUGCACCUGUAACAUUGGCUACCAAGUCUCCUCAGACAGGAAAUCCUGUGAAGACCUCAAUGAGUGUACAUCUGGUACAGCGUGCCCAGAGGGGAUUUGCAUCAAUACAGCAGGGUCCUAUAUUUGCCAGAACUGCGGGCCUGGGUUUAGACCAUCCUCUGAUGGGCUGAAGUGUGAAGAUAUCAAUGAGUGUGCACAGGGAGACCUUUGCUUUAAAGGGGAGUGUGCUAACACAGAGGGAUCGUUCAUCUGUACCCGAUGCCAAGCUGGCUAUACCGUGUCUGAGGACGGGCAGAGAUGUGACGAUAUUGAUGAGUGCCAGUCACGGUCUACCUGUUCCAACGGGAUCUGUCUAAACUCAGAGGGGUCUUAUAGAUGUGAGAACUGCCCUGCGGGGUAUCAAGUGUCUUUUGAUGGGGAACUCUGUCAAGAUAUCGAUGAGUGUGCAUUUCCAACUACAUGUCCUCAGGGAAAAUGUACCAACACAGAGGGUUCGUUCACGUGCGUCACCUGUCAGCCUGGUUUUACACUUUCUGCUGAUGGACAAGAGUGUGAAGAUGUGGAUGAGUGCGCAAUGGGUAACUUGUGUCCCGGCCAGAUGUGCAUUAACACCCCAGGAUUUUACACCUGCAGGAGCUGUGGAACUGGUUUCCAACUGUCUGAGGACAGUCACACCUGUGAAGACAUCAACGAGUGCCAGGUUCCAGGUGUUUGCCUCGCAGGUGUUUGCGUGAACACAGAGGGCUCCUUCUCCUGCAUGGCCGGUGAUACUGGAUUCAACUCAGCAUUUGUCGGCCUCUCGCAUGAAGAUGUGAAUGAAUGUGAGGAUGGCAGCCUGUGCCUGGGAGGCCAGUGUACAAACACCAUUGGCUCCUAUAGCUGCUCAUGCCCAUCUGGAAUGGAGUUAGUAGAUGGGACAACUUGCAGAGACAUCAACGAGUGUUUUAACAUGCCGAGGAUCUGUGGAGAAGGAAACUGUCUGAAUACGGAGGGCUCCUACAGUUGUGUGUGUCCUGAUGGAUUUAUCCCCACCGAGGGCCACCCUGGCUGCCAGGAUGUGGACGAGUGCAGCAGAGAGGAUGUGUGCAUUCAAGGAGAGUGUCUGAACACUGCUGGCUCUUUCUUAUGCUUAUGUGAAGCCGGCUUCAAGUUCAGCACUGACUCAGCUGAGUGUGAAGACCAGGAUGAGUGUAAAGAGCUUGGAAGCUCAGUGUGUGGCACCUGGAGCUGUGAGAACACUAUCGGUUCCUACCGGUGUUUCAUGCAGUGCCAGCCUGGCAUGCUUGAUGGAGAGUGCGAUAUUGAUGAAUGCGCAAAUGAGACCAUCUGUGGGAAUCAUGGCGUCUGCGAGAACACAGACGGUUCCUUCCGCUGCCAUUGUUACCAAGGCUACACCAACCCAUCGGAUGAUAUUACCAGAUGUGUGGACCUGAACGAGUGCGAGAUGAGCUCGCCGCUGUGCGGGGAGGCCCUGUGUGAGAAUUUUGACGGAAGCUUCCUGUGCAUCUGCCCCAACGACAAUGAGGAAUUUGAUCCUGAAACCAGGCAGUGCCGCUCUAUGGUUGUUGAUGGUUCUAAACCAGUCUUUACAUCCACUGCUGAAGAGAGGAAGGACUGCUAUUAUAACCUGAAAGAUCCCAACCUCUGCAACAACGUCUUGUCUCACAACGUCACCAAGCAGGAGUGCUGCUGUACAGUCGGCGCCGGCUGGGGGGACAACUGUGAGAUUCACACCUGUCCUCUUGUAGGACAAGAUGAUUACAACCAGCUGUGUCCUCAUGGCAGUGGAUUAUUAGCUUCCUCAGUAGAACAUCUGCAUUUCAGAGAUGCAAAUGAAUGUGAGAUGUUUGGACCUGAGAUUUGCAAGAAUGGAGACUGCUCCAAUUAUUUUGCAGGAUAUACUUGCUACUGUCCUUCUGGGUAUUUCUACGACAAAGUCAGACUAGAGUGUGUUGAUUACGAUGAAUGCGGAUUACAGAACCCUUGUGAAAAUGGAGUGUGUAUGAACACAGCAGGAUCAUUCAACUGUUUCUGCAGCCCCCCAUUAGUCUUGGACAACACACGGCAACGCUGUGUAACUCACAACACAACAGACGAUUCUCCUGGGGAUGUUCAUGUGGAUAUUUGUUGGCGUCGACUCGAGGGAGACAACAUGUGCGCAGACCCGAUGCAUGGGCGCAGAACCACAUUCACUGAAUGCUGCUGUCUGUACGGACUUGCAUGGAGUGGUCAGUGUGCACUUUGCCCGGGGAAAGAAACUGUUGACUAUGCUUCAAUGUGCAACAUCCGGAUAGAAGGAACGGAUAGUCUUCGAGAGCGGAUAGGAUAUGACUACGGCGAAGGCCCAGAGGUUCCUCCCUACUGGGAUAACUAUGGUGGUGGAAUUCCUGAAAGUGUUCCCAUAUUUCCUGACAGCGACUACAACAUGCCUGAACCACCCUUUCGUGUCCCUGUCCUACGACCAGGUGGGAACCAACCCCAACCAUUGGAUCCCUAUACAGGUAGAGAGCGCUACCAGAGCUUUGAGGGCCUCCGGGCAGAGGAAUGUGGGAUCCUGAACGGAUGUGAAAACGGACGCUGCGUUCGUGUUCGAGAGGGAUACACCUGCGACUGCUUCGAUGGUUAUGAACUUAACCUGGAUAAGAUGGCCUGCAUAGACAUCAACGAAUGUGAGGACAUCAGUGACAAGGUCCCGUUGUGUCAGAACGGCCAGUGCAUCAACACAGAGGGGUCCUACAAGUGCACCUGCCUGCCAGGCUUUGUGGCUUCCGCCAAGCCACACAAAUGCAUCCCUGCCAUCCCAGAGUCCUCGCUCAGGGAGGCAGAAAAGUGAAACAGAAACAGACUUUUCCUGCUUUCUAAAAACCACCAUCCCUGUGCUCUUUCCCCUGAGAGCCUGGCACUAAACCUCCAACAGCAACACUGUUCGUCCAAGCUUUUUUCCUCUCAUGCUCCUCGCAGACACAAGCAUACCAACGUUUUUUCUUAGACCUCCCCCCAUUACACAUUCAAAAAAAUAACAGGAACUGUGCAGUGAAUGUAUUACAUGGAAUUAAUUGUUCAACGUAUAUCAAUUUGCCAUAAAGGGAUUGUCUUUGGGACUAUUUUUAUAUAUAUAUAUAUUCAGUGACCCCAGGCAAAUUGAUCUGCUUAUAUAUUUUCCACAAUAUUUUAUCUGUCAAUUAACUUUUCUUGAAGUUUUUUUAUUUAUUUUAUUUACAAGAAAGGCCUCUGAAAAAUAUAAAGCAUCCAGUUUCAGAGGUUAGACUUGAUUCCUCUCAAUUUUCGCAAAGACGCUUUGAGGAGUUGAAUAAUUUGUCAUUUAUCAUCUAUUUGAGUCGACAAACAUCAGAAUGUUUCUUACCAAUGGUUUUCUUAAGGAUUCAAGCUAAAGUUUGAAGGAUGUCUGGACCUAGCAGCCAAACUUUCACAUUAAAAGCUUUGGCAUCGCACAAGCUUUGACAGACUCUACGUGUAUAUGAGGUUCUGUAAGAUGUUCAGGAAAUGGAGCAGUAAGUGGGCUGUUUGGGGCCAUUUGAGAAAGAAAUUCUAUCCCUAAUCCCCUAUUUGUUUCUUUAAUAGUAUUGGUCUGUUUUAUGCCUUAAUUUGAAAAAAAAUAAUAAUAAUAACAAAAAAAAAAAUGCAGCCUUCAUUUUAUUAUCUGUAUAAGAUUUUGAAAAAAAGCAAAAUAAUACCUGCAGAUAUCAGGUUUAAACAAGAAAAGUAAUUUAUACACUAGUAUCAACCAGAGAAAUUAAUCCUUCUUCUGACCACGCCAAUGUUUCUAUUAAGAACCCUCCUCACUUAAUGGCACUAAUUGUAAAGAUAUGUGAAAUUAAAUUUAGAUUUAUUUUGAUUUAGCAUAGGGUCAAAAUAUUUUCUUUCAUAGAAAAAUUUCUUUAAUACAGAAAGAAAAACUACAUUUUUUUUUCAAAAUAGUAAUGACUAAUUUAUAAAAAGAAAAAUAAUGUAAGUCUUCUUUUGCAUUUAUGCUUUAUGUCUUGGUAUUGAUAAGACUGUGCAGGAAAGUUGCAUAAAACCUUCCCUCUCUGGGGUCUCGUUGGGUUUUAUAUGAUGUGACCUGUAAAACCUUAUUAUAUUCAGCAUUAUUCAACAUGGGGAGAAGAGCACAUAGUUCAAGUUAGACACGUGUUUUAAUAUUCAUAAGACAAUAAAAGGUUAGUGUACAAGGUCAUGUUUACAGGCAGAUAAAUAGUCCAGAAGUUCAUAAAUAAGGGGAACUUCUGGAGACCAAGCUACAGUAGACCAUGACUAAUAUUGAUCUUCCCACCAAAAUUACUUAGAAGGAUGCUAAGAAAGAGAAAAAGAUCCCCAAAAGAGUUGAAUCUUGAUUUAAACAAAUCUUUAUAAAAACUAUUGGGCUCUUCCUUUAUACCAACCAGUUUUGAAACUCAUUCUGUCCUACCAGUUUGGUUCAAUAUGACUAAAGAUUUCCAAAAGAGCUGAGAUAGCGAAGGCAAUUACCCUCGUCCUGCUGAUAUUCCUCCUCUAGAUGCAGAAUAAGUUUAUUGCAUCCUGGUAUUGAUUGGGGUGAGCCAAUUUCUAGCCUUAAUGUAUAAAUUACAGACCGUCUGCACAACCAGCUGGCCAGUGGGUCACUGCCUCACAUGUAAUUUAUUGCAAUUAAAACACUUUAGAUCAAUAGUGUGAAGUUUAUUUAGGCUGAACAGAUCGCCCAAACUUCAGCCAGAGGUAGUUUCUCUAGCAGCUGUUACCACAGAACGUAGAAAAGAACCAAUAGCGCGUCUCACAGUACCAACGUAAUUUACUAUUAAGCUCAUGUGUGCUGCAGUUCAAAUAGGCUCUUCCUUAAAGCUGUAGUGCUUUGUGACAGAGGUUUAUGGAAGGGCUUUUCAGCAACAAACCUUUAAGUUGAGUGUAAUGUGAAACGAAAGGAUUAAGCAAUUCCUUUCCAUUGUCAAGCACAGUGGAAGAGGUCUGGUGAUGCGUGGCUGUUACCCUUCAAAAAGCCCUUGGGAAUCGUAUUGGUCGUCUUUGCAUCAUAAAGUCUUUGAAAAAAAAACGAUUUGAAAUAAAGAUUGUGUGUAAUUUUUUUCAUUUUGCAUUGGAAAUUUUCCCAAAGAUAUUGCUUACCGCAAUUUCCUACAGGUUUCCCACAGAAAUUGCUUAUCAGAAAAACAUAUAAAAAAAAAGCAAUCUCCAUUACCAUUUUAUUUACCUGACUAGAAUUAUAUUGGUAACUUCUGGGGACAUAUAUAAGAGAGCAGGGGCUCCUAAAUUUCUUCUUCCAACCUUUAGAACAGUGAUGGGAAACUUUUAGCUGAGUAUUAAAAGAUAUCACACAAAAAAACACAACAUUAUAUUGUGUCGAACUGUCGGUUAUAUAUUUUAGGGUGAAUAGCAGUUUGCUAUGGUUAAUUUUGAUAAUGUAAAUGACAAGGCCACAUGACGUCUAUAUUUCCCCCCUAACAUACACUUGUUUUAAAAAAAAAAUUCAACUCGUUUAACCUUUAUAGUGUUUGUGGAAAUGCACAAAAAUCAGUUUUCAAUUAUAAUUUUUUACCUUACAUUUUCCCCACUGAAUAAAUGUACUUAAAUCAAUGGCUGUAUUUUCACAUUUUAAUUGCGUAUCAUGCUGCUUUAAUAAAAUAUCUUUACCUGGAGUUCUUUAAAAAAGUGCUGUAUGGAAACCUAAAGGCCUUAAUGAAGAAGUUUGAUAUGUUCUGUACAGAUUAAGUAUCAUGUAUGAUCUUUGUUACAUAUUCUCUUAAUGCUAUUUAGUACCAUUGAUAUUAGAUUUGACACUACUCAUCAAAUCUUAAAAAUACAAAAAAAAUCCACCAUUUUGUUUAGCUUUUCUAGAUUCAUCUGUCUGUAAAAAUGUUUUUAAAGCAUAUCUUUUUCUGUAUGAGAAGAGUGACACUGUACCAUAGGAACUCUGUGUAUACCCUGCCCUGUGGAGCAGACUAUGAGUUUUAUAUAUAUACUUUUGUUUUUGCAAGUGGCACCACUGUUUAAAAAAAAAAAUCUGUUUUUAUAGCAAGCACCGGCUCAAUCACAACUUUGCAGCAUCGUUUUAAUAGCAAAUGUGAUUUUUUACAGUUUCUAUUCAAUCGAUAUCUAAUUUAUGGAUUCUAAACAACAUUGUCCUACAUACAGUAAAAGGCUUAUCAGUAAUCAUUAGUAGGAAUUAUCAGCAACAAAGAAACAAGGGCCCGAUUACACCUUGACAAGACGAAAAAAGCUGUUAACUUAUACAAAAUAUCAUUUAUUUUGGAUUUCUAAAAUGAGGUUUUGCAGUGUUUUAUAUGAAGCCAACUGUUCUUUGCUCUGCUGUUUAAUAUUUGCUUGGUUUAGACUGAAAGUCUAUCAAUGCGGUAAACGCUGAGCUAUUUAAAGCCUUUUAAACAAUAGUCAUUUCAUACAAAAGCAUUGUUGUAAAGCUGUUGUCAAUAUCAUGACUGUUUAUUUUGUUUACCAUUUGACUGUAAUCUGUAUCAGUCAUUGAAAUAAAUAAAAAACUUCUGAUUU